This is a messenger RNA of Vitis riparia (riverbank grape), 312 nucleotides long. RefSeq names its product calcium-dependent protein kinase 13-like. Gene Ontology annotation, molecular function: calcium ion binding; enzyme regulator activity. Bases 1 to 312 code for a protein of 103 amino acids. Lineage: Eukaryota; Viridiplantae; Streptophyta; Magnoliopsida; Vitales; Vitaceae. The transcript is spliced from 2 exons. The record is from RefSeq and is a predicted model, not a curated record.
AUGGCCAAUGAUGAGCAUCUUCGCAAGGCCUUCUCCUACUUUGAUAGGGAUGGUAAUGGCUAUAUUGAGCGAGAUGAGCUUCGGGAUGCCUUGAUGGAAGAUGGAGCAGAUGAUUGUAUAGAUGUAGCAAAUGACAUCUUCCAAGAAGUGGACACAGACAAAGAUGGGCGAAUUAGUUAUGAUGAAUUUGUGGCUAUGAUGAAAACUAGAACAGAUUGGAGAAAGGCUUCUACGCAUUAUUCAAGAGGGAGAUUCAACAGUCUAAGCAUUAAGCUGAUAAAGGAUGGUUCUCUAAACUUGGGGAAUGAGUAA